CGGCCAAGCCAGAUCUCUGAGUCAGCCAGCUAGUCAGUCAGAGCGGCAACACGCCAAGUACUAAACACAGGCGAUAACGUGGAGCACCGAGGCUGAGCGAACACUGGAGACACUCUGCAUCAGUUAUUCAUUGUAACAGAAGUAAAAGGAGAAACAACCCGAGUGCAGUGAAGGUACAAAAUAAAAGACCGAUAAGAGGAGCAAAAGCAGCGCUGAAAUCUUCAAGUGCCUUUUUCAGCACCUCGGACAGAGCUCAGCACAACAACAUGGCUCCCAUUGUGACAGGGGAAGCUCAGUUUGCCGCGGUACCUGCUGCCGUGGGUAUCAUAAGUGCAUUCGGUCUGGUCUUCACCGUGCCCUUGUUUGCAUGGAUCUGCUGCCAGCGCAAAUCUGCAAAAACCAACAAAACUCCCCCUUACAAGUUUGUGCAUAUGCUCAAGGGAGUGGACAUUUACCCGGAAAAACUGAACAACAAAAAGAAGUUCGGGGCAGACGAGAAAACAGAACUGAACACCAAAAACGUCACGUCCCCCACCGGUACCAAGAACGCACUACACUUGGACCUGGACAAGCGAGACCUGAACGGGAACUUCACUCAGCCAAACUACAAGGUCCGGAGCUCGCCCGACCUAGACAUCCCUUCGCCCCAGAAAUGCUUUGUGGAGGAGAGUAAGGAGCUGGUGACUCCCGAGGGUUUGCUAUCAAAUAAUGCGCCUUCCUCGACCGAAAUAACAGACAAGAAAGCCAAACUGGGGACACUCUUCUUUUCUUUAGAAUAUAACUUCGAGAAGAAGGCCUUCGUCGUCAACAUCAAGGAAGCGCACGGACUCUCCGCGAUGGACGAGCAGUCCAUGACCUCCGAUCCCUACGUGAAAAUGACCAUCUUGCCGGACAAAAAGCACAGGGUCAAAACCCGGGUCUUGAGGAAGACUUUGGACCCCACCUUUGAUGAAACCUUUUCCUUUUAUGGCAUCCUUUACGGUCAAGUGGAAAACCUGGCCCUCCAUUUCAUGGUGCUGAGUUUCGACAGGUUUUCCCGGGAUGACGUGAUCGGGGAGGUCCUGGUACCACUGUCUGGGAUCGAUCUGUCAGAGGGUCGGAUCCUAAUGAACCGGGAGAUCAGCAAACGCAACGUCAGGAAAGCUGUUGGCCGCGGAGAGUUGCUCGUGUCCCUGUGUUAUCAAUCCACCACUAACACCCUGACCGUGGUGGUGCUGAAGGCGCGUCACGUUCCGAAGGCGGAAUCUUCCGAACAGUCAGACCCUUACGUGAAGGUGAACCUGUACCAAGGCAACAAGCGCGUCUGCAAGAAGAAGACCCACGUGAAGAAGUGCUCCCCGAACCCUGUAUUUAACGAGCUCUUCGUCUUUGACAUCCCCUCAGAGGGGGAACUGAAGGAUACCAAGGUGGAGCUGCUUCUGCUCGACUCCGGCCGGCUCUCACGCAACGACGUCAUCGGGCAGCUGCUGCUGUGCGCCACUGCGGAGGGGACUGUGGGCGAGCACUGGAGGGAGAUCUGUGAGCACCCGCGGAGACAGAUCGCCAAGUGGCACACCCUUAGUGAGGGUUAGUGUUCCCCCAGCGGACCGUCCAGGGCAGGACUACCAUGUGCAAAGCGUGAUUAAUUAAUUAAGUUCAGCGAGGAACUGUCUGCACAUCUGACCAUCAACAAUCCAAAGACAGUAGAUGAAUUCUUAAAACAUGAAGAAGAAAAAACGACCAUGCUUUUCAUCUACCACUCCAUUACCUUGUACAGCUGUUUGUCUGACUAUUAUAUUGUGAACUGUUAUUGCCAGAAGAAUACUUCUAUAUUAUGAUGUCGUUAUUGCGUGCAAUUUUUUUUUAUCAAUGCAAUCAUUUAUUUAUUUUGUAUUUGUAUCUAUUUAUUAUUUAUUUAUCUUAUUUUUGUAGGCACAGUGGUAUUUCAUGCCAAUUGGAGCACAGCCUAAAUUAGACAAUUGAAUGCAGUUGGUUAUUGAGACGCAAGAGGUGAGGUUGCCUGUCUUUUAAUGUAUGAUACUGAGAAAAGGUUUGGUCACCCAGACUGUAAGGAACAGGACAGCCUGACACUGCACAUAUAUACAACCUGUUAUAAAUCAUCUGACAUCUUGGGAACAUGUCAAGUUUUAUUUCAUAGGGUCAAGGAGAAGAGGUGUUAAUGGCAAAACACCAUGUCUUGUUAUAUUCUUAAACUUGUUUAAGGGGGGAAGGAGGGGUGUUAUGAAUUGAUGUGUUUGCCUGUACACAGGGAACAGAUGGCACAUAGUUUUAUCACUAUGAAUACUGAAUUAGCUGGUAAAGACCAUGUAGAAUAGCUUGUUUCUUAUAAGGUACACUUCCAGAAAAAAAACAUGCUGUUCAUAUAUUUUUAUUUAUUAGUUUUGGUUCUAUAAAGACCCAUUGAAAUAUUAACAUAAUGGGUUAUAUAAAAAGGUAGGUAUUAUUUAUUUGUAUAUAUUUGUUAUAUUACUUACUUUCAUCCAUAUCAAGAAGGGGGCUUUGUCUUCCCCAUCUUUAGGAGUGAAUGUUCAAUUGCUUGUUUUGUUUUUGGUUUCUUUAAAUGUCCAAACAAACAACCUAGUUCUGAAGAAUGUGUUGCUGUAUGUGUUGUGUAGCCCUUUCACCCUGCUGUUACUGUUUUUCAGGAGUGCAUACUUAGUGUUUGAGGGAGAUCAAACUGAUUACAGAUUUUAAAUGGGAAAUAUAAAUUAAUACUGAUUUGUAGAUACAUAAAACUCAGUAUAAUUCCUAAAGCAAUUAUUUUUUUGGAGAAUGAUAUAUAUAUAUAUGGGUCACUCUGGAAGAUUUAAACAGUUUUGCAAUCCGUGUUCUUUGUCCAGUCUCAACUGAAAGAGCAGACCUGAAUAAGCACAGCAGUCAUCGCAGUGAAAGUCUUGUCAUUGCAUCAUCUGAAUUGUCUCACCGGUGUUGUGCUGUGUCUUGUCCCAGCAGCAAAAACCAGUGUGCAUUUAUGCAAACACGUCAUGUCUGGUGCAGUUUUCCCCUGAUGAAAUUAAGAGAAUAAAGGUCAAAGACAAAAUAAACAUGUACCACAGACUUAAUUGCAUUGUUUCCAUGUCGAUAACACCGUUACAACAACACUGUAUGUGUGCCAUUGCAACUGUGAACUGUGCCAGUGAUGAGCAAGAACCCAUCUCUCUUGUACUGUGGAGGUGAGAAACCUGUUCUGUAACUGUCAGGUGUCAAGGAGAGGGAAGGGAUGGGACUGAAAUGGGACUGAAAAUACAGUAUUGCAUCAUUUAAUUUUAAAAGCAUUCCAGCAAGGGAAAGGGGAACAUUAAUCAUUAAGCACACUUUGCUGCUGUAGUACCAGUGCAAGUGGAACUGACUUCAGUGUGUGGAGAAGGAUCCGAGCAUACAUGAUCUAAAGUGAUACAAAUACACAUAAAAAACUAAGCGAAACAAGCAAAAACAUUCUGCUCAAGAUGUAACCAAUGAACCACAGAGCUGUGUAUUAAUGUAUUAAUAACAGUUUUAGAUCAAAAUUCGUGAUGUGCAUAUUUUGCUCUGCAAACCCCCCCACACUCCUCGUCUGCUUGUGCUUUUCACAGAGCAGUUUGGGUAGGUGGUUGUGCAGGAAUGCUCCUGUAAUCUGUCAGGCGUGUGUUUUGAGGAAGACAAAACAUGAUGUAAAGAUGCUUUAAAGAGUCUGCCAGACAGCAGGCUUUGGCAACAGAUUCGGCAGUUUGAUAUAAUGCAGUUCUGGAGGGUUGGGUGAUUUCAUAGCGUAGAUGCUGUUAAUCAGUUGGACAUUCCCAUAUCGUCUAUUGCAGUUUCUGUAUCAAUUAUUAUAAUUUUUUUCAAUAAUUUGGUGCCAUGAUGUUUUCUGACUGGCUGUUGAAUAUUUUGCCUGGAAUGGCAAGGUUGAACCAUGAGAGGCUUGAUCAAAACAGCUCUAUCACUAACAAGUCAAAAACUUCUCAUCACAGGGCUAGUUAUGCAGCACAACAUGUUUGUAUUAUGUAUAUUGGUAUUCAUGAAACCAGUCAUGAUGUAAUUAUACUGUUUCAAAGUACUUUUGAACCUAAGAUGACAUGUACAUUUAAUAAAGCGUGAGUUAAGGUCUCAUGAAAAUACAAUGCUGUAAUGUACACGACAGACAGUACCAGUACACAUUUUAGCAAGAGGUGAUUGUGGGAAAGACCGUCUGCUUGAAGGGAUUAUCAUUCUGAUGUGAUCAAAAUGUUCAAAUAAUAAUAAUUAUAAAGUU
Molecule: messenger RNA, 4231 nt
Organism: Acipenser ruthenus (sterlet)
Lineage: Eukaryota; Metazoa; Chordata; Actinopteri; Acipenseriformes; Acipenseridae
Product: synaptotagmin-4-like
Exons: 4
Coding region: 267-1571 (434 amino acids)
Biological process (GO): calcium-ion regulated exocytosis; cellular response to calcium ion; regulation of calcium ion-dependent exocytosis
Cellular component (GO): synapse; membrane; axon
Molecular function (GO): phosphatidylserine binding; SNARE binding; calcium-dependent phospholipid binding
Source: RefSeq, a predicted model, not a curated record